Hansenula ciferrii is the source of this 945-nucleotide messenger RNA. RefSeq lists its product as uncharacterized. The transcript is spliced from 2 exons. Bases 1 to 945 code for a protein of 314 amino acids. NCBI's taxonomy places the organism in Eukaryota, Fungi, Ascomycota, Saccharomycetes, Phaffomycetales, Wickerhamomycetaceae. The record is from RefSeq and is a predicted model, not a curated record.
AUGGAUACUAUAAAUAACUUCGCAGAAAAACUGGAAGGUAUACCAGGAUAUGACAUGGCUGUUGACUGGAUUAAUGAUAAAGUAGGUGAAAAAUAUCAAACAAAAGACCCAUUUUAUGUUGAAAUUCAUGGGAAGAAAAAAAGAAGGAAGGCUCCAGAAACUUGUACAAAACAAGAACAAAAAGCAUGGAAAAGAAUUAAAAAGAAAGCUUGGUUAGACGAUAGAAACUUUUUUGGAUGUUAUCCCAUUGAUCUAGGACUAGGGUUAGCUCCUUUAUUAGCUAUUUUACCAGUUAUUGGGCCUUUAAUGAUGUUUGCAGUUCAUGGAAGAUUAGUUAGUAUUGCAGAUCAAGAGUUUCAUUUAAGUCCAAAAUUAGUUACCCAAAUGCAUGGUAAUAUUGCAUUUGAUUUAUUAAUCUCAUUUCCUCCAAUUAUAGGUAGUUUAUUUGCUUGGUUAAAUGGAUGUUCAACAAGAAAUGCAGCUUUAGUUCAUACUGAAUUAGUCAAAAGAGAAAGACAAAAGGAACAAGAAAGAUUACAAAGAUUAAACCUACCAAAUCAACAAGCUCAAUUUCAUUCACCUGAUAAUUUAACAGGGACUCAUUCUUUCAAUUCAAACAAUAGAGCAAAUAUAGGUAUUGGCACAAACACCGGGGGUCAAACUUUUGAUUCAAGAUUUCAACAAAAUAAUAGACAACCAUCGAAUAUUCAUCAACCACUACCAACUCAAAAGUAUCAACAAUCUACAAUACAAACACGACCACAACCCCAGGCAGUACCAGUUGCAGUAGCACCACGACCUAUAGAGACCAAACAAAUACCUACAACAAGUCCUAUACGAAAACCUCCACAAGCUCAUUAUAUGACUGCUGCACCACAAUCUGCAAUGACUUACAACCAAUAUUCAAAUUUUGACCAACAAAUGAUUAGAGGUCGUCAUUAUUAG